AUGGCUACUGAACGCGCAGAACUAUUAAGGGGAUUGAAGGCUAGACGCUCUACCUUCAAGGCUCAAAUUACACGAUUUCGUAAUGCUCUCGACGCGUAUACAGACACUAGUAGUUUAGAAGAAUUGAAAUUCAAAACCGAACGGCUCGUAACCUCUUUCGACGCGUACAUCGAAAUUCAAUCGGAAUUAGACGCAAUGGAAAACGUCAUGGAUCACUUAAACGACAGAUGUGACAUCGAGAACAAUUAUUCGUCAGUAAUUGCCAGAUCGCGAACCUUAAUUCUCGAAGGGGAAGCUUCAUCCCCACGCGCUAUGUUGUCAAACACCGAAAACGAUUCAAAAACGCAAUCGAUCCCUCGCAACGAGAACGAAAUUCAGCUGCCCAGAAUACAGCUUCCGACCUUUAGCGGCACAUAUGAAGAUUGGCCUGGAUUCGCCGACCAAUUUAAAGCUACCGUUCACGACAAUAAGCAAUUAACCGACAGUAAGCAACCAACGUAUCUUCGAUCGUGCCUCACCGGAGAGGCAGUGAAAACUAUCGAAACGUUGGGAACCGCGGCGUCGAAUUACGCGAUCGCGUGGUCCAUCCUCGAGUCACGAUACGACAAACCACACAUAAUCAUCAAUCGACACUUAGAUACGUUAUUCGGAAUGCCAAAGGGUCUUAAGCCAUCCUACGAUGAAUUUACAAAAUAUCUGAUCACCGCGGAAUCGCACACGAUAGCGCUCAAAGCUCGUGGUGAAUUGACCACGGACACGAUUUUACUGUAUCUGUUAUCCACUAAAAUGGACGCUGUGACCGAAUUAAAAUGGCGCGAAAAAACUCAAGCACAAUGCAACUUAACGCUAUCAGAUCUGUUCAACUUUAUACAAGAUCAACGAUGCCUAGUCUUACCGUCGGGACAAAACUCGCGUAUCUACUCGAAAUCAUCGCCACCAAUCAAACCGAAGUGCAACGCGAAACAUCACACGUUGCUGCAAGAAGAUUCGCGGCCCAGUGCAAGUACCGCACAGGCAAACGUAGCUAGCUUAUCCGCGCAAACAGCAGCAAACGGUCUACUAUCAACCGCGAUAGUAGACGUCACCGACAAAUUCGGUCGUACACAUUCGUGCAGAGCUUUGAUCGAUCCGGGUUCGCAGUCUCACUUUCUGAGUAAACCUUUAGCUCAAAAGUUGCAGCUCGAUCGAAAAGAAGUAAACGUGCCGGUACAGGGUAUACACAGUAUGAGGAAGCUGAUACCAGAAUCUGUAACCAUCACG
Molecule: messenger RNA, 1260 nt
Organism: Habropoda laboriosa
Lineage: Eukaryota; Metazoa; Arthropoda; Insecta; Hymenoptera; Apidae
Exons: 2
Source: RefSeq, a predicted model, not a curated record